GUUGCUGAGGGAUAUAUCGAGGAGCGUCUAUAUCGUACGAAAUUCGAGAGCACUGUAGCAUAUGCUGAACUCACUCUUAAAAGCCGUCAAGCGCUCGUUGGAGGUCCGAAGCCCAAGAUCUAUCUGCAUGUAACCGCUGACAAAAAACGAAAGUCGAUUGUGUCAGAUUUGCUAGCGAGGACAUCAGUCUCUGAAGCGAAAGCUCUCAAGGAGAAGCAUAUGGUAAAGUAUGGUGAUGUGUUUGCUCGUUGUCUACAAACUCUGACUGAACUCGUUACACAAAUCGCCGAAGAAUCACGGCUAUCUGGUCCUUACGCGAUUAUCUCACAGGAGGGACUAGAACAGGUAGCCGCUUUGCUUCCACGUACUAAUUCUGACCUGGUACAAAUCGACUCAAUGACGUUCAGCAAAGUGGAGAGGUAUGGUGCGCGAAUUAUGGCUGCGUUAAAACCAUUCUGGAAAGAUGUGGACGAUCGCGACGAGGCUGAAAUGCGAGUGCAGCUUGAGAAACUGAAAGACGUUCAGCCGGCUGCUCCGUUACCAUCCCUUUCAUCGUCGGUGGAUGCUGGUAGUUCAUCUGCCACAUCGUCAUCUGGGCCGAGCGGCAGGUAUGCGCCCCGGUUUGGUCGCGGUAACAGUGGCAGAGGUCGCGGUGCCGGUAACUUCAACCGACCAAAGGCUACCCCGCGAGUACGGAAAAAGCCUAGUCGUGGUAGUAGUCAGGGAUCCAAUCUCAGAAGUGGUGGUACACGGGCAAAACGUGCACGACCCUCCUUCAAGCCUCCGACACGUGGUCGAGGAGCAAAAGUGGGUCGAGCAGCGUCAUCACUCAACCCAACGAUGUUCCCCGUGUGA
Molecule: messenger RNA, 855 nt
Organism: Ostertagia ostertagi
Lineage: Eukaryota; Metazoa; Nematoda; Chromadorea; Rhabditida; Trichostrongylidae
Source: the annotation of a GenBank genome assembly